AUGGCUUCAUUAGGAAGAGUCGACAGCCACCUCUCAUUAGCCGCCAGUUAUUGGGGAUUCCAAGUCCGUGCGGACUCCGGUCUUAAUGCCGAGACAGGGAUCGAUCACCAGACAAAAGUACUCAAAGCCCUCAAAGUCGCGCACGGGAGAUCUUCCUCGUGCGCCCAGACUGCUACUGUGAUCAUCGAAAUCGACCACACCGAGCAGUUUGGGAAGCUUUCCAGCUGCCAGUAA
Messenger RNA from Aspergillus saccharolyticus JOP 1030-1, 234 nucleotides. RefSeq lists its product as uncharacterized. The record is from RefSeq and is a predicted model, not a curated record. The coding region runs from base 1 to 234 and encodes 77 amino acids. Lineage: Eukaryota; Fungi; Ascomycota; Eurotiomycetes; Eurotiales; Aspergillaceae. The transcript has 2 exons.